Bactrocera neohumeralis is the source of this 5340-nucleotide messenger RNA. RefSeq names its product myb-like protein Q. The transcript has 3 exons. The coding region runs from base 358 to 4665 and encodes 1435 amino acids. The record is from RefSeq and is a predicted model, not a curated record. Lineage: Eukaryota; Metazoa; Arthropoda; Insecta; Diptera; Tephritidae.
UGCCGUGUCUGCUCCGGUCGGAGAGCUGACUGAUAAAAAAAAAAUUUGUUAUAAAUUAUCACAUGUAAAUUUCUACAAAAUCUUAAUCCGUUAACCAUGGAUCUGAAUUAACUAAAAUAAUUUUUUACGACGGGAACACUACGUACACGGCAUUUUGGGUGAGGCUUUUUGCUUGCACUCAUACACAAGCACGCUUCGUAUACAUUCGAAUUCUGGUUUGUUAGUGAUUGGUCACAAAACGCACAGUUUCUUCCUUCAAUAGUAGAUAGUUCUUAUAUAUGAACUUCUGUUUUGUGUCCUAAAGCCAUACAUCCAUACGAGGCAGAGGCCAAAUACCCUUGUCGUUGUAUGUAAGUCAUGCCCAACAGCAACGACUUUUCCACAGAGCACUCCGGGAAGAUAUCCAAAAAUAUAUCGGCGAUCAGCAAUUUAUUUUCAACCGCCAUGGCCACGACUAAAGGUGGGAAUUCAGUCCCAGAGGCACAGACCACCAGCAAUUCUACUAAAAAUUCUGAAAAUUCAUUAAUAAAACACCAAGGGCAAAAAUGGCAUCAAGUCUUUGAUUUUGAUAAAAUGUUAAAGCAAGUACGAGCUACUGUUUCCGACAAGCAACAUCAUCGUAAUAAAGGGGAUAAUAGUUCGUCCUCGAAUAAUAAUGGGAAAAAUACUACGACCAAUUCAACAGCUUCAUCGUCAAAGGCCAGCGGUUCGUCUAAUUCCAAAAGUGCACGGUCUAUACGUCAAGUGCAACGUUUAAGCGGUAACGAUAUGCAUUACUAUGGUAUAGUUCCAAAGAAAACCUCGGCUGAUGUUAUCGUUUGCAGCAUAUGUCGAGGCAUUUACACUAUGGUCGGUUUCAACAAUCACAUGAUGAUGCAGCAUCCCUCCGCUUGGGGUGCUGUCUCGUCCAAAUUAGCCAAUAUGCCAACAGCAAAUGAGAUGAUCAAUUUAAUUUCCAAUGAUAAUAGUCAAGAUUGUUUGCGAGAUGGCUCAGGUUUAACCGCUCCAACUGAAAUUUUGGGUUCACCCUCAGAUCUAUCAGGGAUUUUGUCCACAUCAUCAAAUGCAUCAUCAUCGUCAUCCUCCAUAUCGACAACAUCUUCCACAUAUACGGCAACACCACGUCAUAAAAGCAGUAAAAGUGGUGGUACAACGGCUGGGAGCAGCUCAUCCGGUGGCAGCAGCAGCGCCAGUGGAAGUCGUUCGCGGAGUAAACAAUCGCGACACAGCAAUAAUAACAACCAUGCAGCUUCGGUCGGGAUUCAUACGUCCAGCAACACCAGCACGGAGAGUGCACAAGCGACGAGCAAAAGCUCCAAGAAAAACUCCAGCAACAGUUUAGGCUCGAAUACAAAUAGCCAUAAAAACGAAAAUGCCAAUAAUCCGCCGUCGGCAACAAUUUCGAAUGCCGGAACGCAUAGUGGUAAACAUAACAGGGAUGCGGGUACAAUAGACACAUCAGCCACAACACCAAUAGCUCUUUAUUCUUCGUCAUCCAAUUCUUCAUGCUCUUUACCACCAACACCAAAGCUGAGCACAACAUUAACUGAGGUCAAAAGUCCUGCUUUUGGUGGUCAGGAAUCGGUAGAUUCGUCUGUUUCUAGCUCUAGCCUUGAAUACGAACGUAUUAGCUCAGGUGGUAAAUCAGUAUCAGGCAAACCGUCGAAUGCUCCCGGGAAAAACUCCAAAAAUAAUGGAAAUUCCGGUUCUUCCUCAACUCACGCUUCAAAAGAAGUUGCGAAAGUUGCUGCAAUCAAAGAUAUAACACGCUUUGAUACAACACCACUAACUGAACUCGAUCAAGCUGUAUCCUCAAUAACUGAAAACACUGGCUUAAUCGACAAGAAACCGAGUGGAUUCGUUAAAAAUGUUAUGGAUACUACUAACUUAAAUAUGCCAUCAAGCAUUACCAAUAUUUUUCAAAUGCCAACUACUACAGCAAUUACAGAAAACAACAGUGAAAAACUACUGCAGGCGGCCAUGAAUGCGCCUACAACCAACGCCAAUAUGAAUGUAGUGCAAACGGUGAUGGCACCAAAUUAUGUGGUGCCUCAAGAAGUGACACAGACAUGUGACGAUGCAUUACCGCAUAACACAUCGGAUGACAAUUCCAUACUGACAUUUGACGAUAUGUUCGAUAGCAAAUUCAUUAAUGAGAUACUUAGCACAGCUGAUACUGAAAUACACUUUGAUGAAAAUGAAUUGGACACAGCAACUGCUGCACAACAGCAGCAGCAACAACAACAACAGACACAGGAUCAGCAUCAGGUGUUUCAGCAACAGGUGCCGCCGUCAGCAAAGCGCAUGCGCUAUGACGAAACAAUAUUAACGAGUGGACCACAACAGCAGAUUCAGCAUCAGCAACAGGGCCAUGGUGUUGAAAUAACCGGUGAAUUUGUAGCCUACCAACAGCAGCAACAACAGCAGCAGCAUCAACAAUAUGUGCCCUACAAUGUUGCUACACUUGAGGAUUUGAAAAUGUUUAAUAGCACCGGGCCGUUGGUUGAACAACACCAAUUGCAGCAUAGUACAGAUCAACAACAACAACAGCAGCAUCAACAACAACAACAGCAACUCACUGCCAUCGAUGCAAUGCAAUUGCAACAGUUGCUCUAUCAACAACAAACAUUAAAUAAUCACUAUGACACCAACAUGGUUGAUAAUUCCACAGAUCCGAACACUUUGGCUAUGCAUCAACAGCAAUACGAUCAAAGCGGUGUUGUUAGCGCAAAACAAUUAAUGGAUAUAUGCGCGUCUGUCGAUAUGAAAUCGAAUAAAUUGACCGAUUUUUCAACAUUGCCAACCACGGGCGGUGCCUAUGAGAACUCCUAUGAUAAUAUGACAGCACACUUCCAACUAUACAAUAUACCCUCACUCACAGAUGAUAAUGUAGACACUGUGGUUGAGCAAAUGGCUACUGGUGGAGAUGCUGGCUUGCUGCUGCCGAACGUCAUGCAACGUACAGCACAGCAAUAUGUGCUGCCUGGUGGAGUUGGUGAAGAUCAUUUAAUUUAUGAAAUAACUGACAACAACCAAGUGGCUGUUAUAAGCCAACAAAGGCAACAACAAAUGCUGACUGAAUUCCUAACACAAGGCAAUUAUGAUCAAGUCGGCACGGACAUAAAUGUAGGUGUUGCACCGACAACUAUUGAUGCUGCAAAUGCUGCUGGCGCACUGAUGCAACAAAACAACAACGGUGAUAAUAUACACUUAAAAGAAGUAAACGCAGAUAUUGAUGAUGAUUUGCUCGAAUUCGACUACUCACUUUUGGAUACGUACAAAACGAUCAGUAGUAGUAGCAGCAGCAGCAGUGCAAGCAGCGGCAGUGGCAACGCUAAAGCUAUUAAAACAGAACAGAACAGUUGCAGCAAUAGCAGUAGUAAAUAUUAUGAGGACGUUUACUUGAAUGCCUACCUUUAUGCGGGCAUACCGAAGCCAAUUGCCAUUAAUUGCUUUGGUCUCAUCAAGCUGCCAUUCGGUGCCGCAACAACAUUCAGGAAACACAUAUUAAACGCACGUAAAGCCAACAAUAGCCCCAUCACGUUAAGUGGUGGUGGCAUUAACGGUAUUGUAUGUUCCAACUCAUCUACCGCCGUACGUUUGUCCAACAAUUCGAAAUCAUCGAUGCAAAAUUAUUUCUCUAAUUUAACCGCAACUUCUAAUUCAUUGGUUGGCAGUGAGUUUUCCAUUGGCAGUAUUACCAUAACCAACUCGUCGGUUACGCAAAGCCAACUAUAUGCUGCACAACAAAAACAACAGAGCACUAGUAAUAACAACAGCAGCGGCGCUACUGGUGGCAACGUGGAGGUCACUUUCAAUACCAACUCCAAUGGCUGUGGCUCGGCUAUGUCACCGGUUUCGUCCAUGCAACGGUCACGCGCCAAAUCGGGUAAUUCCACGUCAGGCGGUGGUGCCACUCUAGUGCGCAGCAAAUCACAAACUGGCGCACCGAUUGCUGUGGUUACGCCCACCAGUCGCUUACCGCCACCACCACGUCCCAGCACUGCAGGUCCCGUGCUGGCGCAAAGCAGCAAAACAAUCUUUGUCAGCAACACACCCGGUAAUAGUAAUGAACGCAUCAAGUUCAUUAAGCGCUGCAUGCCGCUUAUCAAUAGCAACAAUAACAAUAGUAACGGUCGCAAUGAUGGCAGCAAGCGACCAAAGUUUUCACCACGUCAAAUAGCCGAUUUUUUGGGCGGUAUUAGUAAUAAUAAUAGUAAGAGUGGCAACAGCAGUAACGGCGCGCACAAAACCCUAACGACUCAGCAAACUAACGAUGCAGGUAAUAACGGCACUAGCAACAAUAGCCAUGAAACAGCUGUCACUGGCAACAAUAACAUUAACUCCACCGCCAACAAUGCAACUAAUGCAGAUGAACAAUUGAAAUUGGAACGCGUUGCACACUUUUAUGAACGACGCCGUAAGCUCUGUGAUUUGGCACGUAAUAACCGUCAGCAACAGCAGCAACAGCAGAAGCAGCAAGAACAACAACGCACGCAACCACCACAUGUGCAGCAGAACUUAUUAAAACAACAGCAACAACUAUUCAAAAUGCUAACUGAUUAUGGGCAAUUGAAUGCAGUGGUAGGUAACUGUAAGGGUGCUAAUGCGAAUCCAAACGCCAACAAUAACGGUACCAAUGACGUUUUGCGUAUUUCUGUUUGAAGUUACUAACCUAAAUAUAUUGGUAUUUAAUAAACUCUUCAAUAUGAACCAGGCAAAGAAGAAAACGUAAAAAUGUGGAUUUUGGGAAUAUGUUAAAAAAAUUAAAUUUUAGUUUAAAUAUAAUUUAGGUUUACUAAAGUAGAAAAAAUUAGUUCGUGGCGCCAGUAAAGUAUACGUAAACGUAUUUUCUUGAUGCAAAAUAGGGUUUGAAAAAUAUGCGCUUGAUCAAUGUAAUUAAAAAUAUAUAUGUAUGUAGAUAUUUAGUGACACAACUAUUGAGGGGAAAAUUUAAUAAUUUCGUUUAUGAAAAUAUGAAAAGCAACGCCUGCGCUAUAGUAUUUGGGUAGCAUAAGCAUUUGCAUAGUUGUCCAGAUUUGUAUUUAGUUUUUGCUUGAAAUUAAGUUUUUUUUUAUAAUUCUAGUUUUAUCGUAUCUAUGUAUGUAUUAUAGAUAACAAUAGCUACAAGAUAACUUUACAUUUACACAUACAUAGAUCUAUGUAUAUGUUUAACGAAAAAUGCAGUUGAUUCAUAAUUAUGUACUAUUUAUCGUUUCACUACUCCAUUAUCCAAUCUGAUGUAUCCGCUUCAAAUCAAGACAGACUGAAAGGUUUUUAAGCCUGUUUCUACAAUACAUACAAAUAGCAAACAAAUAAAGCAAGAUAAAAAAAUAUAAA